Messenger RNA from Lodderomyces margitis, 2349 nucleotides. RefSeq lists its product as uncharacterized. The coding region runs from base 1 to 2349 and encodes 782 amino acids. The record is from RefSeq and is a predicted model, not a curated record. Lineage: Eukaryota; Fungi; Ascomycota; Pichiomycetes; Serinales; Debaryomycetaceae. The transcript has a single exon.
AUGUCAGAAAAGAGAGGUUUUGGAUCAAAGUUGUCGUCCAUAUUCAACCAGGGCCAUGGCUCGCCUAAUGAUAAAAAGCCACAUGGAAAUUCGACACGAGGCAUUUCACCGUCCCCGUCACAAUCUCCCAAGCCACGGCCGCUUAGUAAACCCCACUUGAAUAAUCGCUCUAGCUCAGCUACCCUAAACUCGUCACUACAUCCAACCAACCAUGGUGUCCACUCCUUACAUUCAAAAUCUUCUGCUAGCACAUUGAGAGCAAAUGUACCUAGUGGCACCCAACACUCCGCACUUGCUGGGUCUCAUGUACCGCAUCCACAAGUAAACAUUACACAACCGGACCAUGAAAUGAUCUCUGGAAAGAGCAAUCCUGAAACUUAUGAUCACCAAACAAGGAGCACCCUCUAUGGUCCCAAUGUGUCCUCGUUGCAUCAAGAAGAGGAAACAAAACCCAGCCUAUAUCCAUUCAACUCGCUACAUCCUUCAACUAGCGCCAACUCCACAAGCCCGAAACCACAAUCUUUGAGGAGAAAGCCACCUAGCGAUUUGGACUCCUUUGAUUUUGCAGUUAAUGACCAAAAGUCUGACAGGACUAGUGGAAGUGCUAGAUCAUUAUCACGGACAAUAAAUUCCCAUCUGGAUAAAAUAGGAACUGGAAUUACGGCAGAUAUCCUUGGUGAUUUGGAAUCCGAGAUUGACCAUUUUCUACAGCUUGAUAAAUCGGAUAGCAGCGAGAUUAGAUACACUCCAACUGACGGUAGAUCAAUCAGCGAUAGUGUUUACUUUGAUCGUGAAUAUGACGAAUCACACCCCGAUUUCGUGCAUGAGUUGAAUUUGAAUAGAUCAAAAGCUUUUGAUCAACUAGAGGAAACAGUGGAAGGAUCACAGAUGCAUACCCAACAAACUCCAUACCCGAUAGACUCCUUUUUGGACUCUCCAUCGGAGUCACCUACUCGCACACCAGCGGAUUCUUUGGAGAACUCUCCUCAAAUCAUACAAAACUACAUGAUGGAUACUCGUGGUCUAGAGCAAGUCAAUCCAUUUGAAAUGACGUUAAGUAAACAAUUAUCGGAACAACGCAACGCCUUCGAUGCCCCCAUAUCUUCACAAUCAUCCGUUUAUUCAUCCACAUCUCCCAGUAGACAAAAGGCGCAAUAUGAAACCUCAACAAAUCCAUCUUCUGAUACAAUGCCGGUGUCUACUACUACACAGAGUGUCCGUUCACCAGUAUCGAGGUCAUCGACUAACACAUCGAGAAUACCGUCAUCCGCCCUACCUAAUCAGUCACCCACACAUUCAAUUCAUCAGCAACUGCAAUCUCUACAACGGGCGCAAGGAAUGCAGCAAGCUAACCACCCACCUCAGCCCCGUCAGCCUCCACAAUCUGCCUUGCAACAUACCUCAACUGACACAUCAGGAUUUUCCUUUUCUCACGCAAACUCGAUGAAAAGCUACAAUACACUGAACACGCACCGCAACUUUCACCGAAAUUCAAGUUCUGUGGGCUCUAUAAAGAGCUCCAACUCUUACAAAAACGUUAAUCUCGCUAGCUUAAAAAGAUCGUUAAGUUUGAAGCCGGGCGAAGGUGAAAGAUCAAACUAUGUUUUAGCCAUACGAAGAAGUGCAGGAACUGCAUUUAAUGAGCUGGGCCCAUCAAGGUGGAAAUUACCUGUUGGUAUAUUGCCAGUAGACAAAACCGCAACCAAGGAGAACUCCAAUGGGAAAUACAAGCGACUUGCUGGAAACCUUAGUGGAAGUAAUUCUCGUAAAAAGACUAGUGGUGUUGAGUUGAAACAUGGACAUUUGAAACCAAGACUAUUAGCAGCAGAGAUUGAUGAAGGCGAUGAUGGCUAUGUUGGCAUUGGGCUUACAAGGACCACUACUACAACAAAUCCAUCUGUUGCCAAUACUUUUAGUUCUCGUAACCAAUCCGUUAGUACAAAGGCCUCUCGGGAAAAUUCGUUAAAGAGAACUACCACCGAUGGGUCUGUGCUUACAGGGGACACUCAAAGUAUUGUUAGUAGUGCCACAGGAAGUACAAAGGGCAAUACCAAUGAAGCAAGUCUCCAUAGGACAGAUUCAAUUGUGUCGAGUGAAUCAUCUGGAAGUUUGUCAGACAAGAUUACUGGCUACUACCAGCAUCGUGGAUAUAAGUAUGGUGAUAUUGAUGAAGAAUCGGAGGACAAGAGCAGUGCAGAGAGUCCAGGUGCUCUGCAUAAUGGAUCCAGUCUCAAUGGAUUCAACUCUUAUGAUUCCUAUGGAAAACAGGAAAAGUAUGAUGACUAUGAAGAAAAUGACCGUCCAAGAUUGGUUCUUGCCAAUCCUGAUAAUGAUAGUGAUACCGAGUAG